Messenger RNA from Nycticebus coucang (slow loris), 1400 nucleotides. It is a transcript of the gene KRT19, whose product is annotated as keratin 19. The record is from RefSeq and is a predicted model, not a curated record. Bases 88 to 1299 code for a protein of 403 amino acids. The transcript has 6 exons. Lineage: Eukaryota; Metazoa; Chordata; Mammalia; Primates; Lorisidae. Gene Ontology annotation, molecular function: structural molecule activity.
GGCAUAAAAGGCGCCAGGUGAGGGCCUCGUCACUCUCCUGCUGAUCACGGCUCCGGUGGCCAGUGUCGCUCAGUCCUCUGCCUCGCCAUGACUUCCUACAGCUAUCGCCAGUCGUCGUCCUCCUCGUCCUUCGGCGGGCUGGGAGGCGGCUCCGUGCGCUUUGGGGCGGGGGGCGCCUACCGUGCGCCCAGUAUCCACGGGGGCUCCGGUGGCCGCGGCGUGUCUGUGUCCUCCGCCCGCUUGGUGUCCUCGUCCUCCGGGGGCUAUGGCGGAGGCUACACCGGGGGCUUUGCCAGUGCUCUGGCGGGGUCCGACGGGCUGCUGGUGGGCAACGAGAAGGCCACGAUGCAGAACCUCAACGACCGCCUGGCCUCCUACUUGGACAAGGUGCGCGCCCUGGAGGCGGCCAAUGGCGAGCUGGAGGUGAAGAUCCGAGACUGGUACCAGAAGCAGGGGCCCGGGCCGUCCCGCGAAUACAGCCACUACUUCAAGACCAUCGAGGACCUUCGGGACCAGAUUCUUGGUGCCACCAUUGAGAACUCCAAGAUUGUCCUGCAGAUCGACAAUGCUCGUCUGGCAGCAGAUGACUUCCGAACUAAGUUUGAGACGGAGCAGGCCCUGCGUAUGAGUGUGGAGGCCGACAUCAAUGGCCUGCGCCGGGUGCUGGAUGAGCUGACCCUGGCCAGAGCCGACCUGGAGAUGCAGAUUGAAGGCCUGAAGGAGGAGCUGGCCUACCUGAAGAAGAACCAUGAGGAGGAAAUCAAUGUCCUGAGGGGCCAGGUGGGUGGCCAGGUCAAUGUGGAGGUGGAUUCUGCUCCGGGCAUCGAUCUUGCCAAGGUCCUGAGUGACAUGCGAAGCCAAUAUGAGGUCAUGGCUGAGAAGAACCGGAAGGAUGUGGAAACCUUGUUCACCACCCAGAUGGACACAUUGAACCAAGAGGUCACCAGCCAUAAGGAGCAGCUCCAGAUUAGCAAGUCCGAGGUCAAUGACCUGCGGCGUACCCUGCAGGGUCUUGAGAUUGAGCUGCAGUCGCAGCUCAGCAUGAAAGCUGCCCUGGAAGGCACACUGGCGGAAACGGAGGCCCGCUAUGGAGCCCAGCUGGCGCAGAUCCAGGCGCUGAUCAGCAGUCUUGAAGCCCAGCUGGGUGAUGUGCGUGCUGACAGUGAGCGGCAGAACCAGGACUACCAGCGGCUCAUGGACAUCAAGUCGCGGUUGGAGCAGGAGAUCGCCACCUACCGCAGCCUGCUUGAGGGCCAGGAGGCCCACUACAACAACCUGCCCACGUCCAAGGUCGUCUAAGCAGGCUCCUGUGGAGGGAUUUCCCUGGGUUGGGAGCAUGGGAAGGGAGGGAUGCUUACCCCUUGCUCUUCUCCUGAACUGCCAAUAAAAUUUAUGGCCCA